AUGACGAUACAAGCUGACGCCGAGAAAUCGCGACAUGAAGUCAGCUCCGAGUCCGUCAUCCAGCCUUACCACCGCGCCCAAUUCUUCAUUACUAUACUCGCCGAUAGCGCAUUUCCGGCGGUAGUCGUUCCAACCCUGACCCUUUACUUUGGCACAUUGGAAGAUGUCGGUUGGUAUCUGUCCACAUAUCGACUCGCGUCCGGCUCAUUUCAGUUGUUGUUCGGAAAGCUGUAUGCCCUCCUUGGACCCAAGCCGCUGGUUCUCACGAGCUUGGCCGUCUUCUCAGCGGGAAGCCUGCUGAGUGCUCUUGCAACCAAAUCGUAUAUAUUCAUUCUUGCGAGGGGUGUCACAGGUCUUGCCACCGCCGGGGUGACUUCAGGUGCCUUUGCCAUCAUCAUCCAAGCAGCGCCAUUGGGCAGCCGGCCAAAAUAUGCUAGCAUCGGCGGUGCUGCCGAGGCUGUGGCAUCCCUCAUAGCCCCAGUCAUCGGAGGCCUUCUGAUAGACCGUCUGGGCUGGCAAUGGUGUUUCUUUAUAGAACUGCCCCUGAUCGGCGCUGUCUUUGCCAUGAUCGCCUUCUGCUUUAAGCCGACAGAAAAGAAGUCAGACACUGGCAACAUUGAUUGGAGAAGGUUACUACGGCACCUUGACCUCGCUGGAACGGCCUUGUUCGUCGCAGGCUUCACAACGCUGGUACUCGCCGUGCAAAUGGGCGGCAACAAGUAUCCGUGGUCGGACUGGCGCGUGCUCGUUCCGCUGGGGGUUUCCAUCGCCCUGCUCUUCGCUUUUGCAGCUCUUCAAUACCACCUGGGCGAUCGAGGAACACUGCCGCCACGGAUAAUCCGCCGGCGCAGCAUGCUCUUUGGGUUUCUAUUCGCCUGCUGCAACAACGGCGCUUUAUCCGUGAUUGAGUACUACAUACCCAUCUACCUCCAAAUCGUAAGGGGGCUGGAGGCGACCACAUCCGGCUUCAUGACUCUUCCGAUAGGGGCCGGUCUCAUCCUUUCUCUUCCCCUGGCUGGCUUUCUCACAUCCUUCUUUGGCUAUUGCAACCAAUUCAUGAUCCUGAAUGGUCUUCUCACCCCAAUAGCAACUGGUCUCCUGGCCACGCUGGCUAUCAACACCGAGAUGUGGAGGCUGGUGGUUUACCAAGCGCUCCUCGGCUUUGGAACGGGCGUUGGCUUCCAAGGUCCCCAGGUCGCCGCACAGGCUAUCCUAUCCGACAACGAUUCACAAAUUGGCAUUGCCAUUAUCCAGUUCGCGCAGGCUUUGGGACCGGCCAUCUUCGUAGCUGCUGCGCAGACCAUCUUCGCCAGCAGAUUGGCGUCUCUUCUGCCUGGCCAAGGUGCGGCUCCUCCUGCGGAUCAUGCUUUGGUGCUACCAGAGAACCGGGAUGGCGACUACAAGAUGGAUUUGGUUGGGUACAAUGAGGCACUAAUAAAGACUUUCUAUCUGCCUGUCGCUCUUGCGGGAGCAACUCUCAUAGGGGCGUUGGGAGUUGAGUGGCGAUCUUUGAAAGUCAAGCGUGGGAGUGCCCUUUAA
Messenger RNA from Trichoderma virens Gv29-8, 1539 nucleotides. RefSeq lists its product as uncharacterized. Gene Ontology annotation, molecular function: transmembrane transporter activity. Lineage: Eukaryota; Fungi; Ascomycota; Sordariomycetes; Hypocreales; Hypocreaceae. The record is from RefSeq and is a predicted model, not a curated record. Bases 1 to 1539 code for a protein of 512 amino acids. Gene Ontology annotation, biological process: transmembrane transport. The transcript is spliced from 5 exons.